CGGUCAUCGCAAGUGUUUUUUUGCAGCCCUGGGAACGUAUUUUGAUCAUUUACCAUGUCGGCGGCCACAAAAUUACAUAAAACCAGCUGGUGCGCGCUUCGGCAGCUGCAACAAUACAGAACUAAGGCCACCUUGAGCGGUAGUUCUGCCUCUAUUGCCAAGCGGAAUGACCUUUUCAACCAAGAACAGCGGCGGCAACGGGAUGCCGUGGGCCGCAUCGACAAGAUCGAGGUGCGGUACCUGGGCCUGCCCGAGGACGUGACUCUGGUGAUGAACAGCAACAUCUCCACGCCCUACAACUGUGCCCAGCACCUGAGCGAGGGCCACUGCAAGCGCUCGGCUCUGGCCCUGAUCGAUGGCAGUGUGCCCUGGGAUAUGCAUCGACCACUGCAAGAAUCCUGCACCCUGCAGCUGCUCAACUUUCAUGUUUCAGAGCCGCAUCCAGUCAAUAAAGCCUUCUGGCGCACUUGCAGCUUUAUGUUGGGCGCCGCCUUGAACAGGGCCUUCAAGCCAGAGGCUGGACUCCAGCUGCACAGCUUUCCUGGACCAAAUAUUAAAUCUGGGAGCUUUGUGCACGACAUUGUAUUGCAAACUCAAAACUGGCAGCCCACCAAGGAGGAGAUGCGCGCCAUUUCCGCUGAGAUGGUUAAAUUGGCCGCCCAAGAUCUGCGUAUUGAACGCCUGGAUGUCCAGCAAGAUCUUGCCCAGGAAAUGUUCAAGGAUUCCAAGUACAAGAGCGAACAGUUGCCCAGCAUUGCACAGCAGACUCAAGGCAGAGUAACCCUCUAUCGUCUUGGUGAUCAUAUCGAUAUCUCGCGCGGUCCUAUGGUCGGUUCUACCAGUUUUCUCGGCAAGUGUACAAUUUCGGCAGCCCACAAGGUGGCAGAGGAAGGUGCUGCCGGUGCCUUUUAUCGUAUUCAAGGCGUUGCCUUGCCCAGUGGCUUCCAGCUUAACCAUGUGGCAUUUGGUGUACUCGAGGAGAGAUCUAAGAAACCGAGCCCCGCUCGCCUGCCCAAUGAACCCUUCGAGGAACAACAACAACUGCAAUUAUCUUAAAGCGUUCUUUAAUAUUUAAAGUUAUAUAAUAGGGUAAACAAUUAAAGAGCGUCCUCAUUUGUUACAAAAAACAAA
Drosophila kikkawai is the source of this 1131-nucleotide messenger RNA. It is a transcript of the gene mRpL39, whose product is annotated as mitochondrial ribosomal protein L39. The record is from RefSeq and is a predicted model, not a curated record. Lineage: Eukaryota; Metazoa; Arthropoda; Insecta; Diptera; Drosophilidae. Gene Ontology annotation, molecular function: nucleotide binding; RNA binding. Gene Ontology annotation, cellular component: mitochondrion.